AUGCUGCUUAGUCGACUAGCUCGCAGCUCAUUUUCUGGGCUGUCGAGUCGACAAGCUACUUUAGCCGCCAGACGCAUACAAAGAAAUACUGUUGUUGGUUUCAACUCGGCCACACCACUAACAACAACACCCACAAGAUGGAGUUCAAGCCAGAGAGAAACUGAACGAGCAAGCCCAGUCCUAGUUGAGGCAUACUCAGUCGGGGAAGAAACCAAAAUCCGGAUAGGACGUACUAAAAAGGACCAAACCACCGAGUAUCGUGUUUUUGAUAACUUGUGGUUGCGGGAUAACUGCCAAUGCAGUUCAUGUGUCAACCAGGACACAAGGCAAAGGAACUUUGACACUUUCGCGUUGGGUGAUGUCCGACCUCAAGAGUUUUUUAAUUAUGAAACACAUCUCGAAGUCCAGUGGAACGAUAACCACAGAAGCAUUCAUCCCUGGAAAUGGCUUAAAUGCUGGUUCGCUGGCAGAUUCACAAAGGAGCUCCGUAUAGAUCAGCCACACGAACUAUGGGGUAAAGCCAUCGCAAAGAACCCUCCAACGGUCGACUACCGCCUAGGAGCCGAGCAGAUCAUGGCCGAUUUGACAAAAAACAUUUGGGUUCAUGGUUUUUGUCUUGUCGAAAACGCUGAGCCGACCGCCGAGGCAACAAAGGCCUUCUUGGAGAAGAUCGGACCAAUCCGCAACACUCACUACGGAGGAUUCUAUGAUUUUAUCCCAGACCUUGCUCUAGCCGACACUGCUUACACGAACAUUGCUCUCCCAGCACACACCGACACAACCUACUUCAGCGAGCCUGCUGGCCUGCAAGCCUUUCACUGUCUUGCGCAUGAAGCGCCACCUGACCACAACCCAGACGAGCCAUUGGGUGGCGAGUCUCUUCUCGUCGAUGGUUUCAACGCUGCUAGAUUGUUGAAGCAGGAAGCUCGGGAAUCGUAUGAUGUCCUGCGAGAAGCUAAAAUCCCUUGGCAUGCCAGCGGAAACAAAGGAAUAUCUAUCGCGCCCGAUCGUACCUAUCCCGUUAUUGAAAUCGACAGCGAAUCUAACAAAAUCCACCGCAUUCGUUGGAACAACGAUGAUCGCGGUGUUGUGCAUCACUUUGAUGCAAGGCGCUGGUAUGAGGCAGCUCGCAAGUGGAAUGAGAUCAUAAGUCGAGAAAGCGUUCAAUAUUGGUUCAAGUUAACGCCUGGCACCAUUGUCAUUUUUAACAACUGGCGAGUGAUGCAUGGACGAAGUGCUUUCAAGGGUAAUCGCCGUAUCUGCGGUGCAUAUAUACCCCGUGAUGACUUUGCCUCUCGUUAUCGGGAGACAAACUUCGAACAUGAUCAAGUUAUUGGGCAGAACCUUAACCGGUGUGCAGGUCAUGGCUCAAGUGUGCUUCGACGAGACAAUCGUUACCCCCGUCGCGACACGGCUCAAACGACAAGCAUGGGCAAGAAGGGUUCUCGACUUCCUGAUUCCGAAUCCAAACCUGAACCUGGUUCCGAUUCUUAA
Messenger RNA from Fusarium venenatum, 1494 nucleotides. RefSeq lists its product as uncharacterized. Lineage: Eukaryota; Fungi; Ascomycota; Sordariomycetes; Hypocreales; Nectriaceae. The record is from RefSeq and is a predicted model, not a curated record. Gene Ontology annotation, biological process: carnitine biosynthetic process. Gene Ontology annotation, molecular function: trimethyllysine dioxygenase activity; iron ion binding. Gene Ontology annotation, cellular component: mitochondrion.